Messenger RNA from Daucus carota subsp. sativus, 2619 nucleotides. RefSeq names its product pentatricopeptide repeat-containing protein At4g37170-like. The transcript has a single exon. NCBI's taxonomy places the organism in Eukaryota, Viridiplantae, Streptophyta, Magnoliopsida, Apiales, Apiaceae. Gene Ontology annotation, cellular component: intracellular membrane-bounded organelle. Gene Ontology annotation, molecular function: protein binding; zinc ion binding; RNA binding. The coding region runs from base 36 to 2096 and encodes 686 amino acids. The record is from RefSeq and is a predicted model, not a curated record. Gene Ontology annotation, biological process: RNA modification.
CUGGCUAAUUCUGACUUGGGACAAAACAACUAAACAUGAGAGCUGCUGUUUCAAAUUGGCGCCAAAAAACAUUAAACUUGUCUUGUGCUCAAACUCAUCAUCUAGCUGCUUCUGCUGAUCAAACAACUCCCAAGACAUUCUUCAACUGCGAUUCCCAUGUUAAACACUUGUGUAAUGACAGGAAAUUCUCGGAAGCCAUUCACAUUUUGUGUAAAAACAAGCGAUUAUCCGAAGCAAUUGAGCUGUUAAGCCGUAUUGAUCGGCCUUCUCCGGCGAUAUAUUCGACUCUCUUGCAGCUCUGUAUACAGCAGAGAGCGGUUGAUUUGGGUAAAAAAGUGCAUGAUCAUGCGGAGAAUAAUGUGGGUUUUAGAGCUGGGAUUGUGAUAUGUAAUCGUUUGUUGGAUUUGUAUUGUAAAUGUGGGUGUGUUGGGGAUGCGCGGAAGGUGUUUGAUGAAAUGUCUGAGAGAGAUGUGUGUUCUUGGAAUAUAAUGGUAUCUGGGUAUGUGAAAGCGGGGGAUUUGGGGGGUGCUAGGGGGUUGUUUGAUGAAAUGCCGGAGAGGGAUUAUUUUUCAUGGAAUGCGAUGGUUUCGGGGUAUGUGAGGUAUGAUCAGGCGGGUGAGGGGUUGAAGUUGUUUAGGGUGAUGGAGAAGAAUGGGGAUUUGGGGAGUAGUAAGUUUGUGGUUUCGAGUGCUCUUUCGGCUUGUUCUGCUGCGAGAUGUUUGCGUUCUGGGAAGGAGAUUCAUGGGCAUAUAGUGAGGACGGGGUUGGAUUCUGAUGAAGUGGUGUGGAGUUCGUUGUCCGAUAUGUAUGGGAAAUGUGGUAGUAUAGAUGAUGCAAGGCAUAUAUUUGACAAAUCUUUGAAUAGAGAUGUUGUUUCGUGGACAGCAAUGAUUGAUAGGUACUUUGAGGAUGGAAGGAAGGAAGAGGGGUUUAAAUUAUUUAUGGAGUUGUUAAGUUCGGGGAUUAGACCAAAUGAGUUUACUUUUGCUGGGGUUUUAAAUGCUUGUACAAGUCAAUCUGCAGAAUAUCUGGGGAAACAAGUUCAUGGCCAUAUGAUUCGGAUUGGGUGUGAUCCGUCAUCAUUUGCAACUAGCACACUGGUCCACAUGUAUUCCAAGUUGGGAAACAUGGAGAAUGCUUAUAGGGUUUUCAAAGACAUACUGGAGCCUGACCUGGUUUCAUGGACUUCUUUAAUCAAUGGAUAUGCUCAGAAUGGUCAACCUCAUGAAGCUCUUCGGUUAUUCGAGUUGCUUCUUAAGUCUGGUAAUAAACCCGAUCACGUUACUUUCAUUGGAGUUCUCUCUGCUUGCACCCAUGCUGGUCUAGUUGACAGAGGGCUAGAGUAUUUCCACUCAAUAAAAGAGAAACAUGGUUUAAAAUACACUGCAGAUCACUAUGCUUGUGUUGUUGAUCUCCUGGGUCGUUCUGGCAGAUUUAAAGAGGCUGAAGAUAUCAUUGUAAGCAUGCCCAUGAAACCAGAUAAGUUUCUUUGGGCUUCCUUGCUUGGUGGUUGCAGAAUUCAUGGAAAUAUAGAAUUGGCAAAACGAGCAGCUGAAGCGUUAUUUCAGAUUGAACCUGAUAAUCCAGCUACUUAUGUUACUCUUGCAAAUAUUUAUGCCACUGCUGGUAAAUGGGAUGAAGUGGCAAAACUCAGAAAGGUUAUGAAUGACAAAGGAGUUGUCAAGAAACCAGGUAUUAGUUGGACAGAGAUCAAAGGAAAAGUCCACACUUUCAUGGUGGGAGAUAAAUCCCACCCAUAUUCUACUAAAAUAUACGACUAUCUGUCAGAACUGUUCAGAAGAAUGAAGGAAGAAGGGUAUAAUCCCGAGACAGACUAUGUGCUGCAUGAUGUAGAAGACGAACAAAAGGAGCAAAAUAUAUUCUACCAUAGUGAGAAGCUCGCAGUUGCAUUUGGAAUUAUUGCUACUCCACAGGGAACCACAAUUAAAGUUUUUAAGAACUUAAGAACUUGUGUUGAUUGCCAUACCUCAUUCAAAUAUAUCUCCAAAAUUGUUAAGAGAAAAAUAAUAGUAAGGGAUUCAACCCGAUUCCAUUGUUUUGAGGGAGGAAGCUGUUCUUGCAAAGACUAUUGGUGAUUUAGGAUAUAUUAACUUUGAAAGUUAUUGGAUGAUUGUUGGUUGAAGUGAGCUAUGAACUUAUGGGACCUAUGGUUUGAACUGUUUGUUGUUUUGUGGUUACAUUCGUUCUCUUUUACUUCCUCAAACUUUCAGUUCCUCAUUCGUAUUAAAAAGUUAAUAUCAUUUAUCUCUUCAUCGUCUUUGGAGAGUUCUUCUAUAGAGUUUGGCCACGGGCAGCACCAUCAAGUAGUUCAUGCAUGAGUUAAUCUCAGAGUUUUUCACUGUGAGAUCAACCUAUCCCCACAGCUGGUUCCUCGAGCAGAAUUCUAUACAGUUACUGAUAGUAUACAGGAGUAGUACAAGCAGAUUAAUUAUUGUAGAAACAUUUCUUUAUAGAAUUGAUGGUGGCGAAACUAUAGACUGCUUCAAGAAACUCUGUAGGUGUAUGUCAUCAAAAGUUUGAAUUGUGUUCUGAGGCCUGUACAUUAGUAAUUGUUUAUCACUCUCGCAUUUACUUUUUAUACAAAAUUUUGUUUUUUUA